AUGGCGGGGGUCUUAUGUAGCGUCUGCAACAGCGAGCCGAAAAAGUACAAAUGUCCAACAUGUUCGGUGCCAUAUUGCUCAAUAUCCUGCUUCAAGGAGCAUAAGUCGACACAUCCAGAAACCGCACCCACCCCCUCCGCUCCUCCAGAACCUGAGAUCCCCCAACCUCCGCCUCCACAGCCACUCCCGAAGUACCUGCGCAAGAAGAUCGACUUUUCCAUCCUCGGCACAAAUCCCAAAUUCCAAGAGCUGCUGAAGGCAUAUCCGACACUGUUACCCAUGCUCCAACGCAUCUACGCUGCGACGAUCGAGCCAGAUCCGGAGGACGGCCCACAGUCACGUCGAAGAGGCGGGUAUCGUGGUCGAGGGCGCGGGUACAGGGGAGGUGGGAGGGGUGGCCGUGGAGGCUGGGCAAAUGAUGAGGGACCAAGGUGGACGCAGAAAAAGGGCGACGCUGAUGCGAUGAAGAUGCUGAAGGGUCUAAGGGAUGGCAAGAGGGCCGGCGAGGAGAAAGAGGCGAUGACCGCGUUUGUGGGGCUAGUUGAAGAGACAUUUGGAGAAGUGGGUCGUGAAAGAGAAGAAGCAGUUACUGGGGGCAUGGUCGGGACAUUAUGA
Messenger RNA from Trematosphaeria pertusa, 615 nucleotides. RefSeq lists its product as uncharacterized. The transcript has 2 exons. Bases 1 to 615 code for a protein of 204 amino acids. The record is from RefSeq and is a predicted model, not a curated record. Gene Ontology annotation, cellular component: nucleus; pre-snoRNP complex. Lineage: Eukaryota; Fungi; Ascomycota; Dothideomycetes; Pleosporales; Trematosphaeriaceae. Gene Ontology annotation, biological process: box C/D snoRNP assembly; snoRNA localization; maturation of LSU-rRNA from tricistronic rRNA transcript (SSU-rRNA, 5.8S rRNA, LSU-rRNA).